Molecule: messenger RNA, 3885 nt
Organism: Bicyclus anynana (squinting bush brown)
Lineage: Eukaryota; Metazoa; Arthropoda; Insecta; Lepidoptera; Nymphalidae
Gene: Sf3b3
Product: splicing factor 3B subunit 3
Exons: 17
Coding region: 182-3832 (1216 amino acids)
Biological process (GO): mRNA splicing, via spliceosome
Cellular component (GO): nucleus; U2 snRNP
Molecular function (GO): U2 snRNA binding; protein binding
Source: RefSeq, a predicted model, not a curated record
GAUUGGUUAGUUCAAUUAUAACAUCCUUGCUAUUCGUGAAAUGGGUGUUCAAGCGUCUGUGGGAGCAGCGUCCGCCAUUUUGCGGCUGUUGAAAGCAGAAGCCGGUGGUGAAAUAAAAUAUCUGGCCGCAUUGCGGCAAUCGGUUACUUAUUCUAUGCAAAGUGAAUAAGGCCGAUCCAAGAUGUAUUUGUAUAACCUAACACUGCAAGGGUCUUCGGCCAUUACGCACGCCGUCCACGGUAACUUCUCCGGCACAAAGCAACAGGAGAUUAUAAUAUCGCGUGGGAAAACGUUGGAAAUGCUCAGACCGGAUCCUAACACCGGCAAAGUUCAUACGCUGAUGAAAGUUGAAAUAUUCGGCGUCAUACGUUCAAUGAUGUCGUUUCGUCUCACCGGCGGCACUAAAGAUUACUUGGUAGUUGGAUCAGAUUCUGGACGUAUUGUGAUAUUGGAGUACAUUCAAGCAAAGAAUAUUCUAGAAAAAGUGCACCAAGAAACAUUUGGAAAAUCAGGUUGCCGGAGGAUAGUACCAGGACAGUAUCUAGCUAUUGACCCUAAAGGCAGAGCUGUUAUGAUUGGUGCCAUUGAGAAACAAAAACUAGUGUACAUUCUAAACAGAGAUGCAGAAGCCAGAUUAACCAUUUCCUCCCCACUAGAAGCUCACAAGUCCAACACCUUAGUUUAUCACAUGGUGGGUGUGGAUGUUGGUUUUGAGAACCCCAUGUUUGCUUGUUUGGAGAUAGAUUAUGAGGAGGCUGAUGCUGAUCCUACAGGUGAAGCUGCUCAAAAGACACAACAGACAUUAACUUUUUAUGAAUUAGAUUUGGGUCUCAACCAUGUUGUUAGAAAGUAUUCUGAACCACUGGAGGAACAUGCCAACUUCCUUAUAACAGUCCCUGGUGGUAACGACGGGCCCUCAGGUGUACUUAUCUGCUCGGAAAACUAUCUCACAUACAAAAAUUUGGGAGACCAGCAUGACAUUAGAUGCCCCAUACCCAGGCGACGCAAUGAUUUAGAUGAUCCUGAGAGAGGAAUGAUCUUUGUCUGUUCUGCGACACACAAAACAAAAUCAAUGUACUUCUUCCUAGCACAAACAGAACAGGGAGACAUAUUCAAGAUAACAAUUGAGACUGACGAAGACAUGGUCACGGAAAUUAAGCUCAAAUACUUUGACACUGUACCAGUUGCAACAGCCAUGUGUGUUUUGAAAACUGGCUUUUUAUUUGUAGCUUGUGAAUUUGGCAACCAUUACCUGUACCAGAUAGCUCACUUGGGUGAUGAGGAUGACGAACCAGAGUUUAGCUCGGCCAUGCCACUGGAAGAGGGUGACACAUUCUUCUUUGCUCCACGCCCACUGAGGAAUUUGGUGCUAGUUGAUGAGUUGGAUUCACUUUCACCCAUAUUAGCUUGCCAUGUAGCUGAUCUAACUGGUGAAGACACACCGCAAGUAUACCUAGCCUGUGGUAGAGGACCUAGGUCAUCAUUGAGGGCAUUAAGACAUGGUCUGGAAGUGGCUGAAAUGGCAGUCUCAGAACUGCCAGGCUCCCCUAAUGCUGUGUGGACUGUGAGAAGACAUAAAGAUGACGACUUUGACUCUUACAUCAUAGUGUCGUUCGUAAACGCCACCCUUGUGCUCUCUAUCGGUGAGACUGUAGAGGAAGUCACGGAUUCUGGUUUCUUGGGAACCACACCUACUUUGAGUUGUCAUGCGCUCGGCAGUGAUGCUCUUGUCCAAGUAUACCCUGACGGUAUCAGGCACAUUCGCGCCGACAAAAGGGUGAAUGAAUGGAAGGCUCCUGGUAAAAAGUCCAUAGUGAAAUGUGCUGUGAACCAAAGACAAGUUGUAAUUGCACUCACUGGUGGUGAACUGGUUUACUUUGAGAUGGAUCCUACUGGCCAAUUGAACGAGUACACUGAACGGAAGAAACUGUCAUCAGAUGUGUCGUGCAUGGCGUUGGGAUCUGUAGCGACUGGUGAGCAGAGAGCGUGGUUUUUAGCCGUCGGCCUUGUUGAUAACACUGUUCGAAUCAUUUCACUGGACCCAGCAGAUUGCUUAGCGCCACGAUCUAUGCAAGCAUUACCUGCAAGUCCUGAAUCACUAUGUAUAGUUGAUCAGCCAUUUGAAUCUGGUGCCAAGUCUGCUUUACAUUUGAAUAUAGGGCUUAAUAAUGGAGUACUUUUGAGAACCACCCUGGAUUCUGUUAGUGGAGAUUUAGCAGACACAAGGACAAGAUAUUUGGGAUCACGUCCAGUCAAACUUUUCAAAGUGAGAGUGCAAUCGGCGGAAGCAGUAUUAGCUGUGUCGUCUAGAACAUGGCUGGGGUACCAAUAUCAGAAUAGGUUUCAUCUCACCCCACUGUCAUAUGAAUGCUUGGAAUAUGCAGCAGGUUUCAGCUCUGAACAGUGCACAGAAGGUAUUGUAGCGAUCUCAUCAAACACCUUAAGGAUUUUGGCCCUAGAAAAACUCGGCGCCGUAUUCAAUCAAACAUACCAGCCGUUAGAGUAUACACCACGAAAAUUCAUCAUAAACUCUGAAAACAAUCAAAUAAUUAUAUUAGAAACAGACCACAACUCCUACACUGAAGAAAUGAAGAAGCAAAGGAGAGUACAAAUGGCCCAGGAAAUGCGAGAAGCGGCCGCUGGCGGUGCCCCAGAAGAGCAACAGCUUGCAAACGAAAUGGCUGAUGCAUUCCUAUCUGAUGUUUUACCAGAAAACGUUUUUUCGUCGCCCAAAGCCGGCGCAGGUAUGUGGGCAUCCCAAAUCCGCGUGGUGGACAUGAGCACAGGCGGCAGUCCCAGCACGGUGGCGAAGCUGCCGCUGGAGCAGAACGAGGCGGCGGUGUCGCUGUGCGCGCUGCGCUGGGCGGCGCACGCCGAGCACGCCAUGCUGCACCUGGUGGUCGGCGUGGCCAAGGACUGCAUACUGUCGCCGCGCUCGUGCACCGAGGGCAGCUUGCAUGUCUACAAGGUAUAUAAUACUGGUAAAUUAGAAUUGGUCCACAAAACUCCAGUAGAUGAAUACCCUGGAGCGUUAGCUGCGUUCAAUGGAAAACUAUUAGUCGGCGUUGGCCGAAUGCUAAGACUGUAUGACAUUGGCAGAAGAAAAUUGCUUCGCAAAUGCGAAAACAGACACAUUCCAAACCUCAUAGGAGAUAUUAAAACAAUUAGACAAAGAAUUUACGUAGCAGAUGUCCAGGAUUCAAUAUUCUGCGUUAAAUACAAGAAGAGGGAGAACCAGCUGAUAAUAUUUGCAGAUGACACAAACCCUAGGUGGAUAACAAAUACCUGUAUCCUAGAUUAUGAUACAAUAGCAGUUUCAGACAAGUUUGGCAAUAUUGCCAUCAUGAGGUUGCCACAGUCAGUCACUGACGAUGUGGAUGAAGACCCUACAGGGAAUAAAGCUUUGUGGGACAGAGGCCUUCUCAAUGGAGCGUCCCAGAAGGGCGAUAUUGUAGUCAACUUCCACGUGGGCGAAACUGUGACGUCAUUGCAAAGAGCUACAUUGAUCCCUGGUGGGUCAGAAGCCCUUCUCUACGCGACUAUCAGUGGCUCGCUCGGCGUACUUCUGCCGUUCACUUCUAGAGAAGACCAUGACUUUUUCCAGCAUUUGGAGAUGCAUAUGAGAAGUGAAAACUCGCCGUUGUGUGGACGUGAUCACUUGUCCUAUAGAAGUUAUUAUUAUCCAGUAAAAAACGUGAUUGAUGGGGAUCUCUGUGAACAGUUUAACUCCCUGGAGCCGGCCAAACAGAAGGCUAUCGCCGGCGACUUGGAACGAGUGCCAGCUGAGGUGUCCAAGAAACUUGAAGAUAUUAGGACAAGAUACGCUUUCUAAGUUCUAGUUUAUUUACCACUUACAUAAUAAGAAAAUAAAAGAAUUUGCUAACA